Necator americanus (New World hookworm) is the source of this 6012-nucleotide messenger RNA. RefSeq lists its product as uncharacterized. The record is from RefSeq and is a predicted model, not a curated record. Gene Ontology annotation, molecular function: nucleic acid binding. The transcript has 7 exons. Lineage: Eukaryota; Metazoa; Nematoda; Chromadorea; Rhabditida; Ancylostomatidae. Gene Ontology annotation, biological process: DNA integration. The coding region runs from base 1 to 6012 and encodes 2003 amino acids.
AUGCUGGAACUCAAAGCAACAAGUAAACUACUGGCCGACCAACUUGAUGCUUUCGUUAACGUCAUUGAAGCAAUGGGUGACGCACUCAGCGAAGACCAUGAAGCGCAAGCGCUUGAAUAUAUAGAAAAGGCUCACCUUGCCAUUGAUCGCGCAGAAAGGCUUGCUAUUAAGGAGAAGGGAGAAGCUCGCAAACUGGUGAGGCGCUAUCCGGUUACUGAAGAAAAUUAUGAACCUGCCGUUAACCUACUGCAGAAGAAAUACGGCAACGACGCACAAUUAAUAAGCGCUCUACGGUCGCGAUUAGAAAGCGCACGAGCAGAAAACUCAACUACGCAAGCGCAGAGAAAAUUAUUAGAAACAAUAAUCCCAAUCGUGACACAACUAAGAAAACUAAAAAUCGAUUUGAACGGGUCAUAUAAUGCCCAAAAGGUGCUCGCAAAGUUCGCCCUAAGAAUACAGCGUAGAGUUCUGGAGAGCCAAAUAACACCAGACAUGGUUGAGAGUCAGUGGAAGAUGGAGGAGAUAAUAGCGGAACUCGACGCCAACAUUACAAUGGAAGAACACGUUAACGACAUGGUAACCAAGAACGCAACUGUCACCACGCGGACUGAAAGCGCUAACUUCCACAUGAGACAAGGUGCAGACCAAUCAUUUAUCAACCAAGCAUUAGCAGAGGAUUUAGGACUCACAUGCACAGAAAUAAAGGAAUUCAAUAUGUAUACAUUCGGAACCAGAGACCCUGUCCCAACAACGUGCGGAGUAACGUUCUUGGAUCUCUGGGAUAACAUGGGAGAAAAGCACAAUGUGCGCCUACAUGCAACGGCGGUAUUAACCGCGAAAGGAAAACUCACAUAUCUCAGUCAGCAGGACUUAGAUUUCAUCGCACACAACAAGAUACAGUUAUCCAAAGUAACGAAACGCAAACAAUCCAAACCACAAAUACUUCUAGGCUGCGAUCAGUUGUGCAACUUGUUAGAAGUUCCUUCGCCAAGGUGCACGCUUCCGUCCGGUUUACUACUCAUCCCAUCUAAACUGGGAUACCUUCUGACCGGGAGACAGCAAAUGACGGCGACAUUGGAUCCCCAAUCAAGUAUGGUAACGAUGAUCCAAACGCUCACUAAUGAAGAGGAAGACCUACAACGUUGGGACAGAUACUGGACAAUGGAAUCGGCAGGAGUCUGCGAAUUCAUAGGUACAAAAGACGCAGAAAAGUCAGCAAUCAACGACAAGGUGCUGCAAUUUUUCAACGACACCAUUGAGAAGCGCGACGAUGGAUAUUACGUGCGCUUACCCUUCAAACAAGAUCAGCCGCCGCUCCCAACGAACAAAGAACUUUUGGAAGACUACGACGACACGUUUAAGACACAACUGGAUAGCGGCAUAAUCGAAGAAAUUCCUGAAGAACAAGAGGAGGGAGAUGUAGUUCAUUACAUCCCUCACCAGCCGGUCAUCACACCCCAUAAGGAAACCACAAAAUUACGCAUAGUUUUCGAUGCAUCUUCACACUUCAAAGACUGUCCCUCGCUUAACGAUGUACUCUAUCAAGGCCCGCUCAUCCUACCAGAACUCUACGCAAUGUUGCUACGCUUCAGGAUACCAAAGUACGUCAUUACGUCUGACGUAGAGAAAGCCUUCCUUCAAGUUCAUCUACAUGAGCUAGACCGCGAUGCGACUCGAUUCUUCUGGGUACGCGACUACAGGAAAGAUCCUACUGAGGACAAAAUUCUUACUUAUCGCUUUAACAGGGUCACAUUUGGACUAAAUGUGUCACCAUUUCUAUUAGGAGCAACGGUUCAUUACCACCUGCGCAACGCAAUUCAGGACAAGGAAUUAGAAAAAGAAAUCCGGGAAAAUCUUUACGUUGAUAAUCUCAUCCUUGCCGCAGAAACAAAACAAGAAGCACUACGCAAAUCAACCGAUUCUAGGAAGAUUUUCGCCGACGUGGGUAUGAAUCUACGCGAAUUCCUAUCAAACGACCAUUUCAUCUCGGAAGGCAUCCACAAAGAAGCCUGUGCAACUAACAGAGUACAGAUGGUCCUGGGAAUCACAUGGGAUAGCGACAAAGACAUUAUAAGUAUUCGAUGCGAUUUCCCUUCAACUCAUCAUCUGACAAAACGCAUAGUGGCCAGACAGAUUGCGUCGAUAUACGAUCCGUUCGGAUGGCUAGUACCACUCCUUACACAACCCAAACGGUUCCAGCAAGACCUAUGGAAGCAAAAAUUCGCUUGGGAUACGGACCUUCCAAAGAAGAUAAAGGAGGAAUGGGACACAAUUACUAAUAACGCUCAUGGAUUUCAAAAAUCUUUCUCGAGACAAUUCUUCAAUAAACCAGAAUGUGGCAGCUUAGCCAUCUUCGCAGAUGCUAGCGGCAUAGCAAUGCCAACAAUACCCAAGAUGGAGAUGAACGCGUUGACUCUUGCGACACGUCUUGCAUUCUCUAUCUUCCAAGCAAUGGAAACGCGACUAAUCAAACGCCCUUGGGACAUCUACAUUUUUUCUGAUUCUCAAAUCGCAUUGGCUUGGCUAUCGACAUCAACAAACGACAUCGGUCUGGGACUUCUUGUCAAUAACAGAUUAAAAGAGAUGCGGAAAAUAGUAAAAGCGCUGAAUGAGGCUGAAGUACUACCGGAUGCAGGGAAUGUCCAUGCUGUGAUAGCACGAGAGGAAUAUGAGCCGGUUACCUCUAUCCUAGACUGGGACCGAUUUAGCUCAUUCAACAAAGAUAAGCAAGCGACUGUUCGCGUAUUAAUUUUUGUGCGAAAACUGGUAGAUAAAUUACCCACAGAACGCAAAAAUACGGCCCUUGAACGGGUGCCAGAACUAAAGCACAUCCCUUACUCUUUGGAUGACAUUGGAGGUAACGUCAUAAGCGCAUCCAGACGAGCAUUAAUCUGCAACCAUCAAUCAAUACAUCUCCAACAAGAUUACCGCAAAUCAAUGGAGAAUACAUUACGACUCUUUAAAGAUAGUGAAGGAAUAUGGCGUUCAAAAGGACGAGUAGGAAACUCGGCCCUAGACAACGACGCUAAGAACCCAGCUUUCAUAACCCCUAAGACAGCACUGGCGGACCUCAUCAUAAAAGAAGCGCAUGGAACCUUUCAUCGUGGUGUCGAACAUACAAUAGCAACAGUACGUCUGCAAUAUUGGAUUCCCAAACUAAGACAACAAGUACGUCACAUUGUGAAGAACUGUGUCAAAUGCCGCAGAUUUAACGGAUUACCCUACGCCUACCCUGCGACAGAUGAUCUACCGGAUCGACGUGUAAUACGCAGUCACCCGUUCCAACACAUUGGUCUCGACUUCUUCGAUCUCCCAGUUACAAAAGAGGGUAGCGAACAGAUAAAAACAUAUGGGUAUAUAUUAAUCUGUACCGUAACGCAAAUGAUUCAUUUAGAAUUGGUUCUCAGCAUGUCAACCGAGGACUUCUUGAAUGUCUUGCGUAGAUUUAUCGCGCGUAGAGGAGUCCCAACAACAAUCACGAGCGAUAAUGCUGCCACUUUCCUCCUUAGCGCUGAAAUAUUAGCAACUGGAGCAACAACGCCGCCGGUUAACUCCAUAAUCAGAAAUACGGUUGCGCAACUAGAGAUUGAAUGGAAAAAUAUUACUCCAUACGCACCUUGGCAAGGGGGCUUCUACGAACGCCUCAUCAAAUCGAUAAAGCACGCAUUAUAUAAGUCACUGAAAGGAAAACCACAUCACUCCAUUGACAAUCUUAGAACAGUGCUGACAGAAAUAGAAGCUUGUUUAAAUUCAAGACCUCUCACCUACCAAGGAUCAGAGCUGGACACCCUUAGCUCUAUUCGUCCAAUCGAUUUCCUCCAGCAUGAUUUGAUUUUGACGUUCCCUUAUGACGCGACAAGUUCUAAGGACGACCCAGACUAUCUACCACCAGAAAGGAUUAGGGGGCUAGCAACAAAACGAGAAGCAGAACAGGCAUUCCAAUCCUCCUGCCAAAACACAGAACAUUUUUGGAACGUUUGGCAGCAAAAUUACUUUACCAGUCUACGCGAGAUGCAUAGAAAAUACAUUUCCUCGCAACGACAUCAUCAUCUCAUACCAAAAGUGGGCACAGUUGUUCUCCUUUGCGACCCACUAUUGCAUCGAAAUGAAUGGAAGCUGGCUCGCAUUACGCAGACCAACGCUGGCAGAGAUGGACAAAUUCGGGAAGUAGAGUUAAUAACAUCCACGAAGCGAAAAAUCAAACGCCCUAUUAAUCUCAUUGUACCACUAGAACUCAAUGACGACACAGCAACAUUGGAUAAUGGUGACCCUACAGCAGCAGUUCAAGAAGAUGUCGCAUACGCAGGAAGACCGCGACAAUAUGUAAGCUACACCAAUAACGUCGGUACCGCCACUUCAACGCAAAAAGCAUGCGUUCCAUCACGGAAAUGGUUUCUCUUUUACCUCAUGCUUCUUUCACUCUUUCGUUCGUCAAAGGGUGCCACGGCAGGGGACAUGAAAAUAACCUGUACUGAAGAAGGAGUACUCAUAAAUACUUACGCUAACACUACCUUCGAGCUGUGCGCUGACACGCUUUGCAAAAUCUAUACACCGAUGGCGGAAACGUAUGUGGUGAAAUUGCUGCCAGAAGUAACACUACAUGACCACGUAGUUUCGAUGAAAUGGAAGAACUACGAACGCCUUUCAGUCAUGGAAACGAGCAUGAACGCCUACGAAGAACUCGCCCGACUUCGCCGCAUUUGCAACGCGAUACCUACUCUACCAAAACCAGUGGUGGUAUAUAACAAAAUAAUUCACGGAUCGGUCACUCUCCAAAUUACGGUGAGAUCUAUGAACAACCUCCGUGAUCGGUUGAAGGCGGUGCGCACCUCUGACAAAGGAUGGCAAGAACGUCUAACGCAACUGGAGUUGGUCGAGGCAGUUAGAGACAAGCUUCAUGUUGAAUUCGCGCUAAUACGUUCAGAUCUUAGGACGCUGUAUGCCGUUAUACCACUGCUCAUAGCUACCGACGCUAUUUCGAAACGGCAAUGGGACGAGUUGAUUAAUCGACCGCAAUAUGAUGACGUCGGCAAACCUGCAACUGUAAAGCAAGGCAAGCUUGAGCUGAUUAUUUCCGACCAAAUCGAUCUUCUGGAAGAAACUCGCUUAUCCAUCGUCGAAGAAGAGAAACGCAACGAUUCCAGACUUCGUAAAUCCGGAAAACGUAAAGCUCACGAUUCAGCAAGAGAUCGCGACGUUAUCCGCCGAAAGUGCCCAUAUAGCAGAAGGAAGUUAUCACGUACAGAAUCGUAUGACAUCACAUCCGUCGCUAGCACUGAGUCAUCAACGCAAAAUCCCUCGCAAGAGCACAGUCGCGAGGGCGAGGGCAUCAUCGAAGAGAUGCACGAGGAAAGGGAUGAAAUCCCAAGGUUAGUCGGAGACGAUGAUAGUGAUGAGGAAAGUGAGCAAAUGGAAGAAGAGGAAGGAAAUAUAAUUUGGGACAACGAGCAAUUUAUAGAAGGAUUCGAUGCGAUGGAGGAAGAAGACGAAGAGGAACCUGAGGAUGAAGAAGCACUGCGGCUUGCGGCACAAAGGGCACAACGCAGACGCCAGAUUGAAAAUGAGAUACACCAGACGGAACAAGGAGUCCUCGGUUUGGAAGAUAUAGUGAAUUCGCUGUGUCAAGAACAGUCGUGUGCGCCACGCAAUUAUGAACGUGGAGCCACUCAACACGACGAUGAACAAACGCUACGCUGUGUCUUCUGUGGAAGGAUCGGUGACCAUUAUUCUGACUCUUGUAUUGCCCACAGGAACAUAAUGGAAAGACGCCUCAUUCUCGACGCACAGCGACGCUGUGGAUGCUGUCUUGAAAUAGAAUUUAGCCAUCACGUCUGCCGGAAGGCCAACCUGCCCUGUUACCACUGUCGAGCAAGAGGGCAUCAUUCUUCGCUUUGCGACUUACCGGAACGCAGCGAGGAUAUUCGAAAUCGCAUACACCAAGCAUUGGAGAGCAGACGCAUGGCACUGGAUAAGAUUCGAGAGCUCCAAAGGGAACUACAAGAGCUAAACUAA